Molecule: messenger RNA, 992 nt
Organism: Volvox carteri f. nagariensis
Lineage: Eukaryota; Viridiplantae; Chlorophyta; Chlorophyceae; Chlamydomonadales; Volvocaceae
Exons: 5
Coding region: 15-992 (325 amino acids)
Cellular component (GO): chloroplast thylakoid membrane
Source: RefSeq, a predicted model, not a curated record
CCCGAACAUAAAAAAUGCAAUCGCUUCCAUACACUUCUUGGCGACCUGCCCAAUUUUGGCUUCGACCAAGGUCUGCACCCUUGUGUAUAUCAUUGUCACUUAUGAGUGCGCAGCGACAACAUGCUGUAUCGAGGGUUGCGAAAGAUACGCAAGGUUGCCCAGCGCCUGCCGAGCUGGAACGUCAAGAUGGAAGCAGCUUUCAAAUUCUUUCAUCGCUUGCAGCCAUAUCUACUAUGGCAUGGCCCACCGGGAUAGCUUUUGCAGCAGACGCGGGCGUGGCAUACAAUCCAUCCGGUGGCGACGAAUUUUUGAAGAAUUUGGCUGGUGUCGCAUACAUUCUUUUAGUUGGCAUCUUUCUCUUUAGGCUUUUCCGCAAGCGAGCUGCGAAGGCUAAAACUGAGAGGAUUGCUGGUCAAGCGCCCUCUGGCCCGACCUUCUUUGAUGAGCUGCGUCAGAAAGUGGGCGCGCCGAAGCAGUCCAAGGCGACACCUGUCAAUGCGUUCAUUGGCUGUGGCCAGGCGCUCGUGCUAGCUUACGGGCUGUGGUUUUUCACCACGAAGGUUCAGGGGUCCAUUGAGGGCCAAGCUCUCCCAGAUGGAUACACUGCCCGGAACAUCGCCAUCACCGUCCGUACCAUCAUUCUGGGACUUUGCUACCUGGCCACUUUUAUUUUCGCAGCGAACGGAGUGGGCCUAGCUGGCUUAUCGGUUCAGCUGCUGCUCUUCCCGGGGAGCAUCACCGACGAGGAGGCGGAGGAGGAGGAUGCCGCAUCACGCGGUCCGCAGCUUCCUAAAGUUCGCAUUACUUCACGUCCCGAUGAGCUCCGGGCAGCAUUCAACGUCGCGGAGCGAUUGGGGAAACAAGAGGCCCAGAAGGCGGCGGCGACGGCGACAGGUGCGGACAGCGGCCGCUCAGAUGCGGCAACGGCUGCUUCAGGUAGCAGCUCCAUGGCGUCUUCAAACCCGUCCUCCGACCCGGUCGACACUAAGUAG